GCAACAUUUUUUUUCAGCUUUGGAUUACGUUUUUCUUUCUCACGGAGUAGAUAAAUCUCUUCUCCAUUGGUGAAGUGACCAUGUGAAUUGACUCUUUGAUCAUUAUUACUCUCAUCUCCUAUUGAUGAAGUCAAAUUUGGUUUUCCCUUGUCCCUUCUUAUGAGAAAGGACACUACCUAGAGUGAGUGUGAAAAGACCAUGCUGCGCCGCACUGGAGAUAUUCGUGCGUGUCCUUCCAUUGACUGAGCCCGCUGGCUUCUACCUGCACAGGAGGUAGUAUUCUCUUGCCAGAUUCUUCUUCAACCACUGGUGUAGAGAAACUCGGUUCUUUGGAUGAUGCACUUCCUCCGGGGCACUGUGGCCUUACAUGGAAAGUUGAAAUGAUGAUGAAACGGGUUGAGCCGACAGCUCGACUCCAAUAGGUAAUAUUCCUCUGCGGAGUCCGCGGACAGUAUCGGCGGUCCUUUCAUUUUUUUUUGGCUGUGGCCAAACAGCUCGAGUCUUUUUGGCGGCAAAAAUGGUAGUGGAAGGAAUUACUGUGGGAAGAGCUGCAACUCCGUACCGAUUCUACUUGGGAGCUUUAAGAAGCAUACAGUCUCAAGCUUUUUCUUCAACCAUUCGAGCUUCUAUGGAGGACAAGGACAAAGUCUGCAAGGAAUUGGGAUUGUUUUCAUUAAGAAAGAAGAUUGGAGAUGUGGUACUUCGUGCUGAAAUUUUGGCAUCAACAGCACUGGAUUCAGAAGAAGCAAGACUAAUCAAGCAGGAACAGAUGAUUCGUGAAUACAACCUUUGGGAUGAUCUUGAUAAAUCAAAUGAAAUUCUUUUCGAGUUAGCUGAUUGUACUAAAGUGGUGGAUGCUCUCAAAGACUUACGAUACAAGGCUGAAGAAGCCAGACUGAUCACACAUCUAGCAGAGAUGGAUGCCAUAAACUACAGGUUUUUCAAGCAAGCAUGUAAUGCCUCUGUAGAUUUGAGCAAGUUCUUGGAUCUGUAUGAGAUAUCCAAGCUCCUUGGUGGACCAUAUGACAUGGAAGGGGCUUGUGUUACUAUUCAAGCUGGAGCUAAAGGUGUCUACCCUGAGAUAUGGGCGGAACGGCUUCUAAAAAUGUAUAUCCGAUGGGCUAAAAAGCACGGUCACAAAGGAAGGGUGGUUGAGAAAUAUCCUGCUAAGGGUGGGGGCAUCAAGUCUGCAAUUGUUGAGUUUGAAUAUGAAUAUGCUUAUGGAUAUCUUUGUGGAGAGACAGGCAUACACCGUAUCUUUGGAAAUUUUCAUGAUGGAUCUCUUGUACGUGAGACUAGCUUGGCCUUGGUAGAUGUUAUUCCCCUCUUCCUUCAUACAAAUUCUGACCUUGAAGUAGAUGAUGAAGAUUUAUUGAUCUCAUCCCUCUCAUUUAGUGGAGAAGAGAAGCUUAUUUCCCAAACUGAACCUGCAGUUAGCAUUCAGCAUAUUCCAACCGGCAUCAAAAUACAAUCUUCAGGUGAAAGAAGCCAUUUUGCCAAUAAAAUAAAGGCCCUUAACCGUCUGAAAGCCAAACUUCUUGUGAUUGCGAAGGAGAAGGGUAUAUCCAAUGUGAAGAACAUCAAGAGAGAUUCCAUUGAUAGUUUGUUGCAUCAAGAGGCCCGAAGGUAUGUUUUCGAGCCAUACAAGUUAGUGCAAGAUGUAAAAACUGGCGUCCAGCUGCCCAAAUUGAAUUCUGUUUUGGAUGGUAAUAUUGAAGCUCUUAUUGGAGCUCAUGUUAGUAUUAGACGGGGAAGUGACAUGAUCUAAACCGUAUUAGCUAGUUACUUUGUAUGCAUUUCUAAUCAAGAGAUUAGUUUCUGUAUUAUUUUUAUUUUUCCUCAUAAAUCAAAUCACGAGCAUCUGUUACAGCUUUUCUCAGUUUACCUUGAAAAAUUAUAAGAACAUCCAAAACUAAGCUUCUUGAUGCA
Molecule: messenger RNA, 1929 nt
Organism: Macadamia integrifolia
Lineage: Eukaryota; Viridiplantae; Streptophyta; Magnoliopsida; Proteales; Proteaceae
Product: peptide chain release factor PrfB3, chloroplastic-like
Exons: 6
Coding region: 518-1768 (416 amino acids)
Biological process (GO): translational termination
Molecular function (GO): translation release factor activity
Source: RefSeq, a predicted model, not a curated record